This is a messenger RNA of Aegilops tauschii subsp. strangulata, 1632 nucleotides long. Lineage: Eukaryota; Viridiplantae; Streptophyta; Magnoliopsida; Poales; Poaceae. The record is from RefSeq and is a predicted model, not a curated record.
AUGUCGUCGCCGCCAGCGCCCCCGUGCUGGCCCGCAAGCAUCACCACCGGCCGCCGCCCCUGCAACACGCCCCUGUCGCUAGCGCCGCGGCUCCCUUGGCCGCGCCCGCCGGACCUCGACCUCCUCCUCGCUGGACCUCGCGUCUUCGCCCUCUUCCCCGCCGGCCGCCACAGCAAGCCUCGACGCCCCCUCUCCCCAUCAACGCCGGUGAGGCCCCCCUGGCCUCUCCUCCUCUCUCUGCCCUCGCACACGACCGCGGCCAUCACGCCCCGGGCCGCGUCCAAGCUCGUCGCCCGCGUCGUCCCGCUGCCCACGCGCUCUGGCCUUGCCCUCCUCGCCGCUGCUCCGCCCGGUCACCUCGACCCCGUCCCGCCCGGCGUGUCACCUCGCGCGCUCGUGCCCGUGCUGUUGCCGGCUACCGCGUGCUGCUGCUCCUGCGGCUGCGCCGCCCCCGCUUCUCGCGUCCACCACCGUGCCAUCGCCCCCGCCUCACCCGCCUGCUCCCCUCGCCGUGCUGGCCUCGCCCACGCCGGCCUGGCGACCUGCCAGGGCGCCGUGCUCGAGCCCCCCCGCACUCCCUCUCGAUCUCCUACACCCACCUCCGUCACGCCAGAGCCCUCCCCCGCCGACACCUCGUCGUACCCGAAAGCCCGCCGCUACUCCCGGCGGCCCGGCGAGCCUCCCCACAUCGUCGCCGCCAGCGCCCCCGUGCUGGCCCGCAAGCAUCACCACCGGCCGCCGCCCCUGCAACACGCCCCUGUCGCUAGCGCCGCGGCUCCCUUGGCCGCGCCCGGCCGGCGCCUGCCAGCGCGCGCUCGCCCAAGCCGCCUCCUCGCCGGAGAGGGACGGAUCCCGGAGGCCCUGUCACGGAUCCGGCCUCCCUCGCCUUGCUGCCCUUCGCCGGACCUCGACCGCCUCCUCGCCGGACCUCGCGUCUUCGCCCUCUUCCCCGUCGGCCGCCAGCAAGCCUCGGCGCCCCCUCUCCCCAUCAAUGCCGGUGAGGCCCCCCGGGCUCUCCUCCUCUCUCUGCCCUCGCACACGACCGCGGCCAUCACGCCCCGGGCCGCGUCCAAGCUCGUCGCCCGCAUCGUCCCGCUGCCCACGCGCUCUGGCCUUGCCCUCCUCGCCGCUGCUCCACCCGGUCACCGCGACCCCGUCCCGCCCGGCGUGUCACCUCGCGCGCUCGCGCCCGUGCUGUGGCCGGCUACCGCGUGCUGCUGCUCCUGCGGCUGUGCCGCCCCCGCUUCUCGCGUCCACCACCGUGCCACCGCUCCCGCCUCACCCACCUGCUCCCCUCGCCGUGCUGGCCUCGCCCACGCCGGCCUGAAAAAUGUUCGCCGGACUAUAUCCAGGGAUCUCGCCGGCCGUACCUCCACAAGUCAGGUUCCCGACCCUGCUUUAAAGGCGAGGGCUGAUACGGGAGUGACGCUGGAUUGUCCUUCGGCAGAGGAGUCGGAUGAUGUAUCCAUCACAAAUUCUGAAGUGGAAAGCGCCAUGAAUCAUCGGCGCCGGCGGGCCGCUCUUCGCGACCCCGGCUUUACAAAGGAGGCAUUCAACGCCUUCAGCUCGGCUGAUGCCGAGGGCAGGAACAGACAGAUUUAUGUCUGCAGGUAUUCUGACUGGCCGUCCUGA